UUGUGUAAUUUUCAGUUUGUUUGGUGUUUUAAGGUGCCAGCAAAAGCUGCUCAAGAGAGACCAAGAAAUGGCCCGGCAGCUGCUGAUCCCGCGAUAAGUGCAGUUGCUGAAAGUCUCACGGCUGUUGCGACUGCUUUGGCAUCACCGGAAAUUAUUGCAACAGUAGUACAGAAGGGCCUUGCUGAUGAACUUUUUGCCAGUGCCGAUUUGAAAGCCAAAAUUAAAGAAGUUUACGCAGAGGAGAUCCAGAAGAUGUUAGCGAAGAAGUCUGAAAAGCAUAUGACUGUGGAAGCGGAGAAGCGCCAAACGUGUGGUGGUGAGAUUCGCUUACAUUCGCCACUGCUUUUUGUGAAUAUGUUGCGUCUCUGGUUUUGUUCAGGUCAGUAUCGUGACGAGCGACUGCGAAAUGAUACGCCGUGUAUCGCGGAAUCCACUGGAUACGCUCGCGAUUCGCGUCCUGCAGAGCAAAUGAGAAAUGAAGAAAAAUCUGUUCUGUUUUUUAAGUAUAGCGAUUCGGAGCAUCGAACUGGACGUGAGGACGGCUCACAGAGCGCAGCGAAAAUAACUGGUGGCCCAUAUGGGAAGGAUGAUUCGAAGUACUACAGCGGGCCACCAUAUCAGGAAUAUGGUGAAGAGCAUCAUUAUAAGCGACGGCCAGCAACACCUUGCGAUGCUGCACCACCAACGAAUUACGAACGCGAUAGGUAUGGACCUCCACAAGAUCAUUACAGCGGGCGUCCACAGGAACGCUACGACGACGGCCGACUAUCUGGCAACUACAGUAAUUCUUGCGGUCAGUAUGGCGGGCCCCCGCCAGAUCGUUACAGCAGUCCUCCGGCAAACUACGGUAGUUGCAGUGAUCCUUUAACAGACCGAUAUGGCGGCCCUCCGGAUCAACACAGUGGCCCUCGGACGAAUUAUAGCAAUUCGUAUGGGCCAGCUAAAAAUGCAAAUGAGUCGCGGCCUCCUCCAAAUUUUUUGAAUCGUAGUUUUGAUGGGCCAAGAAAUUUUGGUGGACCGUAUCAGGGUCGCCGCUAUUAA
This is a messenger RNA of Gongylonema pulchrum, 1041 nucleotides long. The record is from the annotation of a GenBank genome assembly. Lineage: Eukaryota; Metazoa; Nematoda; Chromadorea; Rhabditida; Gongylonematidae.